AUGGGGCGCRGGGAGAGCGUCCCUGCUCCCACAGCCCCACUGCACAGUGCCGAGCCGAGCCGCUCCGUGGCGCUGGCGGCGCCCGGCGGGCGCGCGCUGGAGAACGGGCUGGCGCGCCGGCCGCCCAUGGGCUGGCUGGCCUGGGAGCGCUUCCGCUGCAACGUGGACUGCGAGGCUGCGCCCCGCGACUGCGUCAGUGAGCAGCUCUUCAUGGAAAUGGCAGACCGCCUGGCGGAGGACGGCUGGAGGGAGCUGGGCUACCAGUACAUCAACAUUGAUGACUGCUGGGCAGCGAAGCAGCGGGACRCGAGCGGGCGGCUUGUCCCCGAUCCCAAGAGGUUUCCCCGAGGGAUUAAGGCCUUGGCUGACUAUGUCCACUCCCGGGGCCUGAAGCUGGGCAUUUAUGCAGACCUGGGCAUCUUGACCUGUGGAGGCUAUCCGGGGACCACAUUGGACCACGUGGAGCAGGAUGCCCAGACCUUUGCACAGUGGGGUGUGGACAUGCUGAAGCUGGAUGGGUGUUACUCAUCGGAGCAAGAGCAGGCGGAGGGCUACCCAAAGAUGUCGGAGGCCUUGAACRCAACGGGCCGCCCCAUAGUCUACUCCUGCAGCUGGCCGGCGUAUCGGGGUGGGCUCCCUCCCAAGGUGAACUACACGAUCCUGGCGGAGAUCUGCAACCUGUGGCGGAACUACGACGACAUUGAGGACUCGUGGGACAGCGUGCUCUCCAUCGUGGACUGGUUCUCCGCGCACCAGGACGUGCUGCAGCCGGCGGCUGGCCCCGGGCACUGGAACGACCCAGACAUGCUCAUCAUUGGAAACUUCGGCCUUAGCUACGAGCAGUCACGCUCCCAAAUGGCCCUGUGGACAGUGAUGGCAGCUCCGCUCCUCAUGUCUACUGACCUCCGCACCAUCUCCCCGAGCGCCAAGGAGAUCCUGCAGAACCGACUGAUGAUCCAGAUCAACCAGGACCCCCUGGGAAUCCAGGGACGUAGGAUUGUCAAGGAGAAAUUCCACGUCGAGGUGUUCCUGCGCCCGCUGUCCCAGGCUGCCAGCGCCCUCGUCUUCUUCAGCCGGAGGACGGACAUGCCCUUCCGCUACACCACGAGCCUGGCCAAGCUGCACUUCCCGGGCAACGCUGUGUACGAGGUCCGAGACGUGUACAGCGGUCAGAUCAUCAGCGGCCUAAAGACAGGAGACAACUUCACGGUGGUGAUCAACCCCUCGGGGGUGGUGAUGUGGUACCUCUCCCCGCUGGCACCGCCCUGGCGCCUGCUCAGGCAGCCGGGCCCCGGCCAAGGUAUCGGCCCCAUCGUUCUGUGAGGUGCUCAGCAGUGGGGCGCAGGGUGCCAGUGGGGUCCUCUGCCAGGCCCUGGAGCACCUUUCUCUGCCUUGCACAAGUGCCUCUCAUGGAUAUUAUUGACAAUGCAGGGGGUUGAAUUUAUGCUAUUCCCCUGGUACAAACUUGWUGAUUUCUACUUAAUCCACGUAAAGGAGGACUUCUUGCUCCCUGCUUCCUAAGCAUGGUGCACAGUUUGAUUCCUUGAUCCUUGCAAAGCACUCCUGUGGAAAACUGCCUUGAAAAGGUGGUCCAGCCUGCCUUUGAGCUUAUGAGCUCUGAUACCUGAGCAGCUCAUCACAUCAAAGUGGGUACCACUGCAGGAACUGUUUUAACAAGGCUGUAGCAUCACGAUAGAUAACACCUCCCUGUGCAUGUGAUGGGUGACUCGCAAGGGUCAGACACUCAAAGGAGACCUUUUCUCCUUUGCUCUAAUCAACUGGGCUCCAAAUAAGGGGAUGGGAGCAGGGCUUCACRCCACCAUGAACCCCCCCUGAGAACCCACCCCCAUCGGUGCUCACAGAGGGAGAUGGGAGUAGUGCAGCGGUGGGGGGAUCCCCAAGGCGCCAGCUCUGCCAGCAGCCUGGAGGCYAGCACUGCUGCUCUCCAGCACGCGUGCCAGGAGAAGAAAGGCGGCUCCCACUCCUCCCUCAGGAGUUUCCUACCCGCCAGCUUCGCUGCAGCAGAGGGGCCUCCAAGCUGCGAGUCAUGUUGCGGUCCUGCUUUUUCCAGCAGGCUGAACACUCCAGGGUUUCUCAGGGAGCAGCUCCUCCUGCUCCAAAGGGCAGCUACGUAGACAGCAGGAGGAGGCAGCACUAACACCCUGGAGGUGCUSGCAGCGAGUUGUGGCUCGAGCUCUGGAACCCAUCCCUGAUUCAUUUUGGUACUUUGGCUGGGCCUGACUCUACAUAUGACCCUGAGUAGCUGCAUCUGCUGCCACAGGUGUUAGUCAGGAUGGCAUCAACCACAAGGAGGAAAACUGCCAUCCCUCCCAGGCACCAGCUCCUGCUGUUACCCAUAUGGAGAAAAGCAGUGACAAAACAACCAAGAAAAGUGUUGGGGGGAAGGAAUGUCACAAAACAUGAGGGAGAUGCCAUCCCUCAAUCCCGUGGCUCUUUCUUACCUGAGACACAAGAGAAGAGCAUGGCAGAUCUCACGUGAUGUCAGGUACUUCAGCGUGUUGUCAGUGGCCACAGAAGGGCUGGCUGAUGCCCUGGGUUGUGCAUCUCUCACUGCUUCUCCCACCCCUGUGUCAGAGCAAUUUGAGGAGACCUACUGAGGCAAGCCCAGACAGAACAGCCAGCCAGCUGUAGGUCACUCACCUACCUUGAGUGACGUGGGAGAGGGGUGCACUGUUUGUUAAAGCUCUCCCUGAAAGUACAAGGCAACCGGGGAAGGCUGAUAACAAGGAUAGGCUCAGACUGGGGAAGUGCCCCAUUUUCACUAAAGUGGAGGGGGGAAAAUAAAUAAAAAAAUAAAGCUUCCUCUUUCGAGUCACUCCAGAUGACAGGAUUGGGAACCUACUACAGCUCCAGGAGGACCAAUGGCCCAGUCCA
Nothoprocta perdicaria is the source of this 2895-nucleotide messenger RNA. RefSeq names its product alpha-N-acetylgalactosaminidase (gene NAGA). The record is from RefSeq and is a predicted model, not a curated record. Gene Ontology annotation, biological process: glycoside catabolic process; glycosylceramide catabolic process; oligosaccharide metabolic process. NCBI's taxonomy places the organism in Eukaryota, Metazoa, Chordata, Aves, Tinamiformes, Tinamidae. Bases 1 to 1323 code for a protein of 440 amino acids. The transcript has 9 exons. Gene Ontology annotation, molecular function: alpha-galactosidase activity. Gene Ontology annotation, cellular component: cytoplasm.